Messenger RNA from Scylla paramamosain (green mud crab), 1539 nucleotides. RefSeq lists its product as uncharacterized. Bases 127 to 1092 code for a protein of 321 amino acids. Gene Ontology annotation, biological process: synapse organization. The record is from RefSeq and is a predicted model, not a curated record. The transcript is spliced from 6 exons. Gene Ontology annotation, cellular component: neuron projection membrane. Lineage: Eukaryota; Metazoa; Arthropoda; Malacostraca; Decapoda; Portunidae.
AAAACAAAGGUGAAAAAGGAGAGAGAGAGAAAAAAAAAAAAAAAGUGAGAAAACCCUACUAAGAAGGAAGUGUGUGUGUGUGUGUGUGUGUGUGUGUGUGUGUGUGUGUGUGUGUGUGUGUGCAUCAUGCCGUGUUCCGCCCACCACCACCAUCAUCACCUCCUCGUCCUUCUCGUCCUCCUCCUCCUCCUCCUCGAGCUCUCUGAUAAUGGAGCCGCCCAUCGCCUACACAAGCACGGGCGUGGGUCGCGGGGGAAGGGCGGAUCGUGGGGCAAGGGAGCGCUGUGUCCCACGUGCCCCUACUUCCUCAACACCACCAGGAAGGUCACGACUCCAGAGGGCGUGGCUGCUAACCUGACGUGUGGCGUUAAGAAUUUGUUUGACAGAAAGGUUUCGUGGAUCAGGCGGCGGGAUCUGCACGUGCUUACAGUCGGGAGUUACACCUAUACCAGCGACAGGAGGUACACACCCUUGCACCUGAUGGGCUCUCCUUUCUGGACGCUGCAGGUGGAGUCACCCCGCGCCGCAGACUCCGGGGUGUACGAGUGCCAGGUGUCCACGCAGCCCAAGAUGUACCGGCGCUUCGUCUUCCUCGUCGUGGUCCCCAGCGCGGAGAUCCAAGGGACGCAGCAGGUGUACAUGAAGACAGGCAGCGACAUCAACAUCACCUGCGUAGUCAGCGGUCACCUGCGGGACUCACCCAUCACGUGGUACUACUCUCCGCUCAACCAGAAGGCGAGGGAGGUGCACGCAGCGGGUCGGGGUGGCGUGCAGCUGGUGACGGACAAGCACGCGGGGACCAGCUGGCUCUUAGUUGACCACGCCACCUGGAGGGACGCUGGGAACUACACUUGUGCUCCCAUGCAUGCGCGUCCCGCCUCUGUUGUGAUUCACGUGGUGGAUGAAGAGUCCCCAGCCGCAAUGCAACACGACUCAGGCAGCGCAGCCAGCCCCCUCCUGCCCUCACUGCUGCUGCUGCUGCUGCUGCUGCUGCUGGCCUUCUGGGGCGCCGCCGCUUCCCAGUUAGGGUGCCACUAUCCAGCAGCGGCCUGGCUUCUGCCCCUGCCCUCCACACACCUCACGGCCACAUAGCAAACAGUACUCCAGUAGCAAAUAUAUUGAGUUUUUGUAUACAAGUUAAUGGUUAAUGUGAUGAAUUGUACACUUUAUGAUGUUUAUAUAUUUAUGUGUAUAUGUAUGUAUGUAUGUAUGUAUAUGUGAUGUACAUAAUGUUAUGGAGAUUUCUUUUUUUUUUUUUUGUAUUUUAUUUAUAGUGUUUGAAAUAUCAGACUUGUUAUUGUUUUCUGUCUGUAUACAAUUAUGUGUUCGUAUACUUGUGUUUUAUCUGCUGUCUGGUUUUGCUCAAUUGCGGCUGGAAGGUAUGUGUGUGUGUGUGUGUGUGUGUGUGUGUGCGACUGUGUACGCCGAAGCCAAAAAAUUAUUAUGUAUGAACUAAUUUUGCGUCUGUAUGUGUAAAAGUGACAUGGUUCUCUAUUUCCCUCUCUCUGCUUUUAUUCAAUGGAGUGUUACAUUCAUUUA